Closterium sp. Yama58-4 is the source of this 3983-nucleotide messenger RNA. The record is from the annotation of a GenBank genome assembly. Lineage: Eukaryota; Viridiplantae; Streptophyta; Zygnematophyceae; Desmidiales; Closteriaceae.
UGAUCUUUCAUCCAACCAGUUCUCAGGCAGCAUCCCAACAGCUCGGCAGCAUGCCAUGGCUGGGAUACUUAUAUUUAGGAAACAAUGCGUUCAGUGGCUCUUUUCCUACAGUCUUGAAAACCCUGACCUUCUUGACCUACCUAACUCUCAAUAACAAUCAGUUUAGUGGCACCAUCCCCUCAGACAUCAGCCUGUCUGGAUACAUGGGAGACCUAAACCUUCGAGGAAACCAGUUCAGUGGACCCAUUCCCGAUGGAUUCAGCUCACUUUCGAGGCUCACUCGACUUGACCUUUCAUCGAACCAGUUCUCAGGCAGCAUCCCAGAUGGUUUCAGCAAGCUCAACAAUUUGCAGACCUUGCGUCUCCAGAGCAACCAGCUCUCUGGCUCAAUCCCUUCUAGCAUCGGCAACAUGGACCUAACAUUCCUGUCUUUAAGCAGCAACCUGCUCUCUGGCCCGAUCCCCUCUGAAAUUGGUUCCCAGAAAAAUCUGGUUGCCCUUGACCUUUCAUCCAACCAGUUCUCAGGCAGCCUCCCUGCUAGCUUAUCAGAUCUCAGUAGACUGCAAAGCUUGCACCUUGACAACCUUCAGUUCACUGCCCCUAUUCCUGCUGUGGUCUUCUCAUUGACCGCACUGAAAGAAUUGUCUAUAGUAAACAGCCAAAUCAAUGGCUCGAUCCCUCCAGCUAUCACCUCUCUUUCAAGCCUGGAAAACCUGGACCUGUCCCGCAACCAGCUCUCUGGGCCCAUCCCUUCAAAGCUUUUCUUCCUGGACCGUCUGGUCUCACUGAACUUAGGUUUUAACUCGCUCUCCGACUCCAUCCCUUCGAAACUCAGCUGGUUAUCCAAUCUCGUCUAUCUGGAUCUAAGGCUGAACGACCUUAGUGGACCUCUUCUCCCAGCUACCAUCACCCCUCUGAAGAGUCUCCAGGAGCUGUGGCUUGACAGGAACAAGAUCACUGGAUUCAUUCCAACUGUCAUUGGCACCCUGACCAAUCUUGUGCAGUUGUCUCUCGCCAACAACCUACUGUAUGGAAGCAUACCAGGCGCAGUGACCUUGCUCACAAAGCUCAAGACCUUCGACCUCUCCCACAACUAUUUCACAGGCACAUUCGUCAAACCAGCUAACGUGCUGGCUGUGCUUUCAUACAACUACCUCUCGGGCACUUUACCGUCACAGCCAACAGACCUGCUCGACGCUAACUGCUUCCAACUGUCCCACGGAGAAACCUCACCAGUGCAGCGUCCCGAGUCAGAAUGCCGCGCGUUUUGCGGCAUCUCGAUGGGUUCUGUUGCCCCUCUCUGCACCGGGCAUGGCGUGUGCUACCCUGAUGGGCCUAACCUCGUGCCUACCUGCCUGUGUGAUACAGCACAAGGGUACAGCUUGUUCCGACGGGUCUUUUGCCUUGUCGAUGAAACGGACCUUGUCUCUCCAGUAGAGGAGGAAAUUCUCCCUGCGUCAACCGUGCUCACAGCAGGAACAAAAAAAGAGGCAGUUGGGGUAUUCAACCCAGACCCAGUCCCUCUCUUCAUGUAUGAAGCUGGUCGUGUGUACCCAGGCUGUGGGUUUGAGCUGGCCUUCACUGUCAACUUCACCUUCGCCCUCUCGCCUACCGGCAAGGCCAUUUCCAACGGCUUUGCCUUUGUCGUCUCGGCGACCAACACAGUGGGGAGCGAUGUGGGAGUGGGUUACGGAGGGAUGGACACCCGCAGCAUGGCUAUUGAGUUUGACGUGGUUCAAAACAGGCCGCAGGACGACAUAAAAGACCCGCACGUGGGGGUGAACAUCCAGGGCCAGGAAAAAUCAAUCGCAGCUGUGAAGUCCCCAUUCCCACUCGCCAACAAAAAGCCGUACACGGCAUGGGUGGACUAUGUUCCGGGGGACCCUGGAUUUAUCCGGGUAUUCCUGGCAACAACAGCAGUGAAGCCUGCAAAGCCGCUGCUGGAGGCGCGGCUGUCGCUGUGUGCUGUGCUCAAGCCGGGGCCGCCGCAAGCAGUCCCAGAGCAGCCGCGGGCGUUCUACUUUGGCUUCGUGGCGUCCACCACUGUGAAGCCGUUCAUGAUGCACACCAUCCUCAGCUCUUACCUGCUCACAGGCGCUCCUCCCCCACCUUCAACAGUCAACAUCGUUCCAGCCUACGGUCUUAACGUAUCACUGAACACGUAUGUGCCUGCAAAAGCAAGCCCCUUUCCGCGGUAUGUGAGUGCGGACUACCGAGUGUCGGCGGGACAGAAGGACUCGUGGGUCUUCAGGGACCUCCACUCCUGGGACGCCGUGCCCUUCCUCGGUUGGCCCGUUAAAGAUCAGGGCGAUUGCAACGCGUGCUGGGCAUUCGCAGUGGUAUCAAGCAUAGAAGCAGCAUAUGGCAUCGCGACAAACCUAGAGGCGCCAAAGCUGUCAGUGGACUCGCUCUUCACAGCCAUGGGGUUCACCACUCAGACAGCCAAGUGCAAUGCCGGAGGAUCCCCAACAGAUGCCUUUGAGAAGCUCAUGGCGCUGCCUAAGGGGGCUAUUACCAUGGAAGGCAAUAAGAAAAUCACGUUCCCUGUGCAAGGCUUUGAGCGCACUGCCUUCAAGGGGUAUGUGGGGCUAUUGCUGGCAGUGCAGCGGCAGCCAGUGGUGGUUCACGUUGAAGCCACUGUUGCUUCGUUCGCCAAAUACGACGGGACUUUCAAGUACCAGGACCCAGGCUGCUAUACCGGCAACCUUAACCACGUUGUACUCGUUGUUGGUUACUUCGUUUUGAGAGAUGAUGGGAGCGAGAACCGCAUUGCGCCUCCGUUUUGGAUCAUCCGCAACUCGUGGGGAGAAGAGUGGGGUGACAGAGGACACAUGCGGCUGGACAUUCAGGGAGGGGAUGGCGUGUGUGGCAUCAACGUGCUGCCUGGCAUCUACCCCAUUGUCAAGAUUCCCAAGGACCCGUGUGGCUUGAAGAGCUACAAGGGCGAUGGAGACCUGCAGCCCAGCAUGAACCCGUGCGGUCGCUUCACCUGCACUCCCAACCUCAAGACCAACAACAACAGCUGCAAUUGCACCAUUCCGGAUCAGACCAAGCAGCCUUUUGUCGAGGCUGCAAACGGCUAUGGAAACAUCUGUGUUUAUGUGGACGUGUGUGGGUCGUACUUCAAGAACCCUUGUGCCGUGGGCACAUGCAUCAACGAUGGCAAGGGCUCCUACUCCUGCAUCUGCCCUCCCAAUUAUGUCCCCAGCCGAACCAUCGAUAACUUCCCCACCUGCGACCCAGCCAACACCACAGCCACCAACAUGACAGUGAUCGGUGAAAACUGGCAGUGCACAGACGUGUAUGCGCUUGUUGGAAUCUCCCUCACGCAGUUCACUCAGCAGAACAGAGCCGUAGCAUGCAACAAAGCUUUGCCUAAAGGGACGGUGCUUCAGCUCGCUGAAACUCCCUUCAUCCCCUGCACUGCCUUCUUCUAUGUUCUCAGUGGCGACACAUGCACAUCCAUCGCCAGUUCGAUCAAGCUCACAAGAGACGAUCUCACAGACCUCAACCCCGGCCUUGACUGCACGCAAGCCAUCAAGCCCGGGCGCUCUAUCUGUGUGGAGCGGAACGUAACCUACGCCUACAGCGUGCCUCAGUGCGUGAAAUACGCCACGCUCGCAGCGCAGAGCACGUGCGAGAAACUGCUGCAGGGGUUGGGAUUGCCAAGCACUCCUUCUACCUGGGCUGACCUCUACCGCAAUAACCCCGGGCUGGUCUGCUCCAACACCGUGCCUUUCACCACCUCGGCUGUUGGCAGCAACGUCGGCGUGCCGGUGUGUCUGCAAGCAGACUACUGGCCGUUCCUACUCGGCAAAUGCACCAAGGGCCGGCCCAAGAACGUGUCCCCAUCACUGACUUGUUCUGCUGCUUACAGCUACUAUGGCGGCACUAUGACCCAAGCAGCUGCAGAUUUUAAUACCUACAAUGGCAAUGCAUGUGCUAAGAAUGUAGGGGCAAAGUACAUAUGCGUGCCACGGUAG